GCGUUCAUAUAUAUACAUAUGAAGAUUCAUAGAAAUCACAAGAACCAAUCUCCCCUCUCUUGCCCCCAUAUUACACCAUCCCUCUUGCCCCAUAUCAUGAUGACGUCAUCCCAUCAGAGCAACACCUCCAGCUUCAAACCACGGAGGAUCAAGACUAUGACGAAGCCACCACGUCAGAUCAAUAACAAAGAACCGUCGUCUCCGGCGACGACGCAGCCGGUCCUGAAGUGUCCGAGAUGUGAUUCAGUCAACACCAAAUUCUGCUACUACAACAACUACAGCUUGUCUCAGCCACGUCACUACUGCAAGAACUGUCGCCGUUACUGGACACGCGGAGGCGCCCUCCGUAACGUCCCCGUCGGUGGCUCAACCCGAAACAAGAACAAGCCUUGCAGCCUCCACGUCAUCUCUUCUCCUCCUCUGUUCUCGAACGUGACUACGUCAUCGUCUUCUCGAGAGCUAGUAAGAAACCAUCCUUCCACGACGACGAUGAUGAUGAUGAGUUCCGGUGGAUUCUCCGGCUACAUGUUUCCGUUGGAUCCUAACUUCAACCUUGCGUCUUCUUCUUCUAUCGAGUCUUUGAGUUCUUUCAACCAAGAUUUGCACCUGAAGCUUCAACAACAGAGACUCAUCGCUUCCAUGAUUCACCAAGAUUCUCUCCCGGUUAACGAGAAACCGGUUAUGUUUCAGAACGGAGAGUUGAUCCCUCCUUCGAAGGAUUGGGGUUUCGAUAGAUCCGCCAUGGGAGGAGGAGGAGCAACAAGUGGCAGUCAUGGAGAUAACGGUGAUGGUGAGGGAAAUUUGGGGAAUUGGUACCAUAAUGCUAAUAAUAAUGCUAUGCUCUAAUUAUCACUACCAAUUACCAUUAUUAGUCUCUAAUAUUGUAGCAAGCAUGCAGAAGCUAUGGAUGAAAAAACACUAGUAUUAAUUUUCCCUUUGUUGUAAUUUUUAGCAUAAUAAAUUGCUUAAUUAUUUCCAAGUUAGAAAAAAA
Molecule: messenger RNA, 991 nt
Organism: Camelina sativa (false flax)
Lineage: Eukaryota; Viridiplantae; Streptophyta; Magnoliopsida; Brassicales; Brassicaceae
Source: RefSeq, a predicted model, not a curated record